UUGAACUGCCAUAGUGUAUGAAAUGUGCUAUAUAAAUAAACUUGCCUUGCCUAUGUUAUUUAUAGUUUAAGUGUUGUGUUUAUCUCUGGAUAUAGGCUUAAUGUGUGUCAUUGUUCUAUACAGGUUAGAGGAUUGUGGAGUCACAGAUGAAGGUUGUGUUGCUCUGGCUUCAGCUCUGAGAUCAAACCCCUCACACCUGAGAAAACUGAGUCUGUCUCAUAAUAAACUAGGAGACUCAGGAGUGAAGCAGCUUUCUGAUCCACUGGCGAAUCCUCACUGUAAACUGGAGACACUGUGCCCCAUCCGGUGGUUCAGCGACAGAUUCCUGCUUGAACCGUCAGAUCCUGCCGGCGGUAGAAGACAGCUGUGAGGAGUCUCUCUGAAGAGGAACAUUUACAUCUUACUAUAUUAUUAUCCCACAAAACACAGUAAAACCAACAGUUAAAUAAACCGGACGAACUACAAACCAGACAACAGAUGCAGGAUACAGUGAAGAGGGUUUUUAAAGCACAAAUGUUUGGUGUAAAUCAACUUGCCUUGUAAUGCCUGAGCAAACAGACCCUUGCAAAAGCGUGAGCAUUUCCUCAAAAUGUGUGUGUGCAGCUGAAAAGAGGGAAGUGGUGUGUGUUUCACCUGAACCAGGACUGACACCAGAUCAGAUUUAUCACUACAUGAUUAUCAUGGCCAAAAUUACACACAAUAUCA
Molecule: messenger RNA, 705 nt
Organism: Pimephales promelas (fathead minnow)
Lineage: Eukaryota; Metazoa; Chordata; Actinopteri; Cypriniformes; Leuciscidae
Source: RefSeq, a predicted model, not a curated record